Protopterus annectens (West African lungfish) is the source of this 636-nucleotide messenger RNA. Its product is annotated as antigen LPMC-61-like. The transcript has a single exon. Bases 1 to 636 code for a protein of 211 amino acids. Lineage: Eukaryota; Metazoa; Chordata; Ceratodontiformes; Protopteridae. The record is from RefSeq and is a predicted model, not a curated record.
AUGAACAGAGACAGAGUAAUACAGAGUCAGUUGGAUAGAAAUGUACCUGGAAAGGCAGAAGCAGGGCUACAGAUGAGAAAAGAAUCACAGUGGGUACAAGAAGAGAUAUCACAGUGGGCACAAGAAGAGAUAUCACAGUGGGUACAAGACGAGAUACCACAGUGGGCACAAGAAGAGAUAUCACAGUGGGUACAAGAAGAGAUAGCACAGUGGUUACAAGAAGAGAUAUCACAGUGGGUACAAAAAGAGAUAUCACAGUGGGCACAAGAAGAGAUAUCACAGUGGAUACAAGAAGAGAUAUCACAGUGGGUACAAGACGAGAUACCACAGUGGGCACAAGAAGAUAUAUCACAGUGGGUACAAGAAGAGAUAUCACAGUGGUUACAAGAAGAUAUAUCACAGUGGGCACAAGAAGAGAUAUCACAGUGGGUACAAGAAGAGAUAUCACAGUGGGUACAAGAAGAGAUAUCACAGUGGGUACAAGAAGAGAUAUCACAGUGGGCACAAGAAGAGAUAUCACAGUGGGUACAAGAAGAGAUAUCACAGUGGGCACAAGAAGAAAUAUCACAGUGGGUACAAGAAGAGAAAUCACAGUGGGUACAAGAAGAGAUAUCGCAGUGGCACAAGAAGAGAUAG